Molecule: messenger RNA, 1249 nt
Organism: Rhododendron vialii
Lineage: Eukaryota; Viridiplantae; Streptophyta; Magnoliopsida; Ericales; Ericaceae
Product: chlorophyll a-b binding protein 13, chloroplastic
Exons: 3
Coding region: 303-1094 (263 amino acids)
Biological process (GO): photosynthesis, light harvesting in photosystem I; response to light stimulus
Cellular component (GO): chloroplast envelope; chloroplast thylakoid membrane; plastoglobule
Source: RefSeq, a predicted model, not a curated record
AAAACAGCUGAUGUUUUUUCACCCCUCAAGUGAAUUGUGGAUAGAAGGAUAUGAGUUGGAGAUUUUUAUAAUCUUUUGAAGCCUUCUGAUUGGCUGAUGAGAAAGAGCUGCAGAGUCAGUCUGUCACCCACCACAUCUUUCAAUCAUUCAAUCUCAACCACCCAUCUCUUGAUUCUCAUUUCCUUCACUUAUAUAUAAAUUCACUCACAGCUUCCCUUCUACACACUUCAAGUUUGCAAUUCUUAAAUUAUUUCAGAACCAGUUCUGUCAAAAAACCUAAAUUCUAAGCUUUGGGGAAAAGCAUGGCAUCAACGUUCAUGGCAGCUACUUCUAGUACUAGCACUGCACUCAGACCUACCCCUUUUCUGGGUCAAACAAGGGGAGCAAAUGCUAACCCUCCCAGGUUCAUUGUCAUGGCCUCGAAAAAUGAUUUGUGGUACGGCCCAGACCGAGUGAAGUACUUGGGACCCUUUUCAGCUCAGACUCCGUCUUACCUGACCGGAGAAUUUCCCGGUGAUUACGGAUGGGACACUGCUGGGUUAUCUGCUGAUCCUGAGGCUUUUGCCAAGAACAGGGCUCUUGAGGUCAUCCAUGGGCGAUGGGCCAUGCUUGGAGCACUAGGCUGCAUCACCCCAGAAGUCCUUGAGAAAUGGGUCAAAGUGGACUUCAAAGAGCCAGUUUGGUUCAAAGCCGGAGCCCAAAUCUUCUCAGAAGGCGGCCUAGACUACUUGGGCAAUCCCAAUCUUGUCCACGCCCAAAGCAUUCUGGCCGUGUUGGGCUUCCAAGUCGUCCUAAUGGGCCUUGUUGAGGGAUUCCGCAUCAAUGGACUUCCCGGAGUGGGAGAGGGGAACGACCUCUAUCCGGGUGGUCAAUACUUCGACCCAUUGGGUCUUGCUGACGACCCCGCCACCUUUGCCGAGCUCAAGGUGAAGGAGAUCAAGAAUGGAAGGCUAGCCAUGUUCUCCAUGUUUGGGUUCUUUGUCCAAGCCAUCGUCACCGGGAAAGGCCCACUUGAGAACCUCUUGGACCACCUUGACAACCCGGUGGCUAACAAUGCAUGGGUUUAUGCCACCAAGUUUGCGCCUGGAUCAUAAACUCUUAUUGUAACAUGAAAAUUGAUCAUUUGUGGUAAUUGGAAAUGAGAAUGCGUAGAUUUGUGUAAAUUGUCGUAGUUUCCACUUUGUUGGAUCUGAAGGUUUGAAACGGCUUAUGUUGGGCGAUUAUGAAAUGUGAUUUGCACCAUUUGUUA